Cuscuta campestris is the source of this 2129-nucleotide messenger RNA. The record is from the annotation of a GenBank genome assembly. Lineage: Eukaryota; Viridiplantae; Streptophyta; Magnoliopsida; Solanales; Convolvulaceae.
CCCGGCGGCUCUGCAACUGAAGACGGUAGCGGCGGCGGCUCCUUCUGCGUGUGGCUAUCGGAGGCGGCGAUCGAGAUGGCGACGCGGCGGCGAUUCCUCCACGAUAGCGACAGAUCCCGACCCAACGACUCCUCUCGUCGGCGGCGGCGGUCUCGCUCAACAGACGCACUGCUCCUUCAGCGACGGCCGGUUGAGUGACGACUCCUCUACGACGGCACCUGGACGAAUCAGCGGCUGACGGAGGCACGAUCUGAACUGCAAUCUCAGAUUGGACUACUGGAAUCUCAGAUCUCUCCCGGCGGCUCAGCACGCACAGAUCUGAAAAACCCUAGGUGACAAAUUUCUCACUAUUUGUGCUCGUGUUGAAUAACCUUGCUCUGAUACCACUUGUUGGGGAUUAUGCACGCAACACACACAAAUAUCUGCGAGAAUCAAGAGAGAAACGGAACACAAACGACACACAAGAAUUUAUCGUGGUUCGGUUUCCCUAAUCCACGGAUGCAACGGGAGGAUUUUCUUAUUUCACUUGUGGUACUGAUUACAAGUACAAGAAUGCAAUAUAUAUAGGAAGAGUGCAUCUAGGGUUUCGUAAAAUGGGCCGGGCCAAAAGUCAAGCCCAAGCCUCCACAAAUCGAACAUUUGUGAGAUCUAAUGUUAAUAAAAUGCUGAUUUGUUCUUUUCUGUAUGCACUUGUUUCUUCUUUGCUUGAUAAAUUACUAAUUAAAAUUGCUUGAAUCAUUUCAACAUAAAGUUAGCACACAGAGGUCAUGUUGAGAACAUGAAUAAAGACUAAAGAGAGGGUAAGAGCCUUGCUGUAAAAAGGAUAGUUUAGUGCAUAAAGCAUCCUGCUGGAUGUGGGUUUCAUGCAAUUGCACACACAUACACAAGAGAAAACAAUGUGUGUUUGUGAUUAGGUUUUAAGAAUCUUACUGUCCAGCAUAGUGAAAAUGCUUUUUUUUUUUGUUUGGCUAGUUGAUAAGAUCAUUGCAGGGUACAAACUUAUAAAAGAAAUGGAGACUGAUGGUGAACGAGAUUGUUAGAUUCACAAAUGCGGACUUUGGCUCUUCAGUUUUUACUUUUGCCUUGAAUUUAUGUAUUGUUAGGUGGAAGUACUUGCAAUGGCAAUGGGUCAUCUCUACUCUAAAGGUAUGUCCUCCACCUAAGGGUUAAUCAAGUCAAAGAUGAAUGAGUGGGGGGAAGAGGUAACUUGAUCAAAAGAGAGGAAGUGUAUUACAUGUGAAAUAAAGAAAUGAAGGAAGAUGGAAGAGUAAUGGUGGUGGUAAAGAGGAUGACCUAAUGUUAAUCAUAUUUUAAAUGUAUAAAUUUUGAUAGUCUUCAAUAUAUUGUAUUUUUAGAAUUUAUAUUUGUUUCGUAAUCAAUACCUACUAAAGACCAUCACACACACCUAAAAAAAACCCUAAACCCAUCCCUUCUUUUAUUCUUAAUUCUUUCACACCAAAAUUCUCUAAUGGCUGAGGUCCAAGAAAGCCACAACACCCAAGGCAUCAAGCUCUUCGGGGCAACCAUAAUCACAGUGGUAAAAGAAAAGAAAUCGAACAAAACCAACGAUGAUCCCGCGGCGGAUCACAAGAGGCCCGACAAGGCGAUCCCGUGUCCGAGGUGCAAGAGCAUGGAGACCAAGUUCUGUUACUUCAACAACUACAACGUCAACCAGCCCCGACACUUCUGCAAAGGCUGCCAGCGGUACUGGACCGCCGGGGGCGCCCUCCGCAACGUCCCCGUCGGGGCCGGUCGCCGGAAAAACAAGCCCCCUUGUCCGAUGAUGAUGAGCGCGUUUUCCCCCGAGGGUUGUUUCUAUGACGCCGCUUCAGGGCUUCUACACCAUAUUGAGUUCGAUGAGGCGGCGGCUGUCAGGCAGUGGCGCGUGGCUCAGCAAGGCCGCUUCGAGGAGCUUUUGCCGGCGAAGAGAAGCAAAAUCUCCGCCACUAAUUAAUUAAAUUGUACCCGCUAUCAUUGUUAAUCUAUACGGAGUAUAUGUGUAGAGAAUGAAAUGAGAAAAGCAAAAGAAUACCCCACAUAAAAUAAACUCGUAAAUAGAUGCUUGCAUAGUUUUAAUGUUUGCCAGUAAUAAGCACGUUUUUUUUCACUAAUAAUUUCGUUACAACGUA